AUGAUUCUUCCGCUGGAAUAUGGUCUCAUGGUAUACAUGGAUGAUGAAUGGAGACGUCUAGCCUGGGUUUACUUGGAUAGUGCGCUCGCAGCCACUCCCAGUCCCACCAGCACGACACAUAUGGACUCUGAAGUUCUACAGCGCCUGCAGGAGCACAAAGUCCUCGAUGAUGAAGAGAGAGAGGAUAACCCCCGUUCAGUCCAAGUACUCUUUUCAGCUGCAGGUACAGGAAAGACUCGUCAUAUAUUCCAGCUUUUGCAGAGCCGCUGGGGAUUCUAUAUGGUAGCACCCAACCUCCAGCCUGGGAAAGAAUGUCUAAACGCCACCGACAUCGUCGAGCCUCGGAGAUAUGGUGUUUCGAGGGACACUUGGACUAUGUUUGAAGAUCACCCUCAGAUGGAUCCCCAGUGGCCAUCGGAAAAUGUGGAAGUGUUUCUUUCUAUCAUCGCUGCUCGAUGCGCCCUUCUCUAUGAGUUCCUGCACAAGUAUCCCGAGGAGACACCAGGAAGAUGGCUUUCACUUCAGAUAAGCUGUGAAACGUGCGACCCGUUCGACGCACUAUACAGACUCUUCCGAUUAUCUAAGUCAGUGUAUUUAUACUGCGAUUCGAUGGUUGCGAUCCAUGCUGACAUACCUGGCUAUAUGGUGCCAAGUUGCUACGCUCUCCUGAGAGAUCUCCCGUCAGAGUACUUUAAUGGUACUUUAUAUCAUUGCUUUGAUGAAGCACAGGUUGCCAUUGAUGAUGCGAAAUCCUCGUCUAUGUUUACUAAUCUGUAUACAAGCCUGGGCCUAUAUGACAUCCUAGCUACAGAUUGGGAACCAAGUUUCUUCAAACGCGUAAGGCAACAUGACGAGACUAGGGAGGAAGGCCAAAGCGGUCUGGGAUGGAUGGAAGAGGGUAUGCCAGUCAUAUACCCAAUACUAUUGAUAUCGGGAACUUCUCUCCGCCUUAGAGAACUCAAAGAAACGCUUACCAGCUGUUCUUUAUAUACCUGGGGCAUAGACCCAUGGCGAGGAUGGCAGGAACCUGUGUAUCACGAUGUGUUUCCAUCGGUUGCUAGCGACCAGGACUUUUGGAAGCUAUACGAAGAGCAUACAACAAGUGUACUCACUGAACUCGAGAAUGCCUACAACAUGAUGCUAGACCCUAGCAUUGAUCAUAUACCAUUCAUAAGUCGAAGCGGUCGCCCUUUGGCUGUGUCAGUAGAUCAAAGCACGGACCUUUGCAAGAUGCGUAAAGUAUUACACCAACCCUUGGAUAUUCCUCCCUUCCAGAGUAUCCUGAAACUUCUGGGGCAAGUUUACAACUUCCUUUCAGCCCAGGACCAACAAAGAAGCAGAGCUAACAAGGACUUCAUCCCGUCAAGUCUCGAGGAGCUACUAGACCAACGGAGUUCCGAAAAAGUCGUUCUAUUUCUCGUUUCCUAUUUGGUAAAGCCGCUUGUUCACAAGCAGUUGCUGGAAAACAGCGAAAUCGAACAGAAAGCUUUCAAACUCUUGACAGACUACGGCAGUCUCCAAUUUGGCCAGCUGCUCGAAUCAAUCAAAUAUGAGGUUGCGCAGCCGUUGUCACCCAGCUUCUCCUUCACUGAGUCAUCAGAUAUUCUACACGAGAACCUAAGGAACCUUUUUAUGCGAAACCUCAUUACAUCCUGCAGCAUCUGUCAGCGCGGCCGAUUUAGGUGGUCUACAAACUUUAUUGAAGAGAUCAUCAUACUCUCUACCUCUUGGCACUCCACCAACUAUACUCUUGCCUCAAUCCGCUCAUCCGUAGAGCAGGCCAGGAAUAGUUCGAGAACCCGAGCUGUGGGAGCUCUCAAAUCACAGGUUCGAAAGAUGAAGGAUGCGGGCAAAGCAGAGCUGGUUCAAGAUCUGUUCCGAGCUGCAAUUCGAGCCGAGCUGCUAAACACGCCCACAAUAUUCUCGAAGAAGGUCCACGCAGAUUUGGUAACAUACGGAUUUGUUUUGGUUCAGCGGGACGGUGACACGAUGAGAUAUACUCUUUCUGAGCCCAUUGCUGUGCACGCCGUUAUGGACUAUUUGCGGACGGAGGGAGAGAAAGAUUAUCAAGAAUUGAUGUUGCAGUGGCUCGUCAACACACAGGAUGACUAUGAGGUUCGAUCAAUGUUCGGAAAGGCUACUGAAUGGUUCGUUGCAAUGUCCUUUGACCGGUUGCUAAGACGUCAGUCCUACGACGGCACUGCUCUACCCGAUCUACUGGAUGGAGCGAAGCGCCGUGGAGUCCUCUUAGAGGAGCUUGGCAAAGCUAUUCGGCUGGAUACUGACGGCAAUGAAGCCGGCAAUCUAGGGGCUAUUGUUAAGAUUGAUGGUUAUGCUUUACCAGAGGUUCCAACUGUCUUUGAGUAUCAGACCACUGGUACCAUUUGGAAAUGGAUGAGACAGUUUCGCCUAAAGGGAUCAGGAUCCACCCCGACUUUCAUGUUCCCAGACAUCAAUGCUGGUCCAGACCUGAUCUUCGUUCUGGAAAAGCAGCCUUCAAUGUCAGAUACCGACACUGAUCAAAUUUCGACGAACCUGCAACCUCAGGACGGAGAAAGAAUUUUCGUUGCUGUUCAGAUCAAAACUGGACAGAGUGCUCGAUUCGAAGAUGCCAUGGAGACGUUGAUUGAGUCCAAUUGGCAUAAGAAUAUGAACGACAAUGCUCGAAACGAUGACAUACAAGAGUUAGACCACUGGAAGGACGUACCGAUUUUGUUACUGUUGAUUUGUACGGGCAUCACGGUCAAACAGAAAAAGAUUAAGAGGUGGAUGGACAAGAAUGCGUCUCGUAUCCCGCAGGGCCGUUUUAUAUGUGUUCUGGACGAAACGGUGACAAGUGAUAUAUGGGGCCAAGACUUCGUUACUCUGGCCGGCACCAUCAGAAGACAAAACAUGCAGCAGGAGAGUCCUUGGGAGCAGGAUGUCAGGGAGCGUAGAAAGAGGGAUAUUGGAGGAAUCACGUGGGAAGGUCAGCUUGCAGACCGAUCAAGAAAGCGGCCUCGUAUAGACGAAUAG
Fusarium coffeatum is the source of this 3015-nucleotide messenger RNA. RefSeq lists its product as uncharacterized. Bases 1 to 3015 code for a protein of 1004 amino acids. The record is from RefSeq and is a predicted model, not a curated record. Lineage: Eukaryota; Fungi; Ascomycota; Sordariomycetes; Hypocreales; Nectriaceae. The transcript is spliced from 3 exons.